CGGUGUGCCGAGGGAACUCUGUGGCUGAGGAAAACCUUGCUUCCCUGGAAUUGAGCCCGGACGCUGUCGACGCUCGAGGCCUCAUUUCCAGCGCCAAGGAUAACACAAACUCCAUUAGGAGCGACACUAGCGACUCUAGUGACACCGACGCUAUUGAUUUGGACGCAAGUGAUGGUGACACCGCGGCACCGAAGAUCUAUGGCACCGGAGUCGGUGUGGCUGUCAACAUCACUUGUUCUGUCGACGCUCAUCCCAAGCCCCACACGUUCACCUGGUCUCUCAACGCCACCUCGCAGGAGCAGUCGCAGCCUGCAGACGACUCACUGCGGCGUCACCACCAGACCAGGGCGCCUAACAGGAGCCGUACGAGCACCGCAAGCUACGGCAGCUCCAGCAACCUGCUCACAUACACGCCUCACACCUCGCACGAGUUCGGCACUCUGCUGUGCUGGGCACAGAACGAUGUCGGACGGCAAGCUGACCCUUGUGUCUUCCAGGUGGUGCCAGCAAGCACCCCUGCCAGCGUACAUAACUGCACAAUUAACCAACACAUAACUGCACAAAUAAUUUUUCCUCGUACAGGUGGUGCCAGCAAGCACCCCUGCCAGCGUACACAACUGCACAAUUAACCAACACAUGACUGCACAAAUAAUAUUUUCCUCGUACAGGUGGUGCCAGCAAGCACCCCUGCCAGCGUACAUAACUGCACAGUGUCGCCGACCUCUCCCAGUUCCCCCAACACUUUGGUGCUGAGGUGCUUGCCAGGCUGGGACGGAGGGCUCGUCCAAUCCUUCACUCUUAAAGUUAUGGAAGGGAAAAACUUCUCCGCAAAAUCCAGACUAAAUGGACUUGGUCGGAACGAUGCAGAGGAUGGAAAUAUAGAUGAAUGGAUCCGAGGCGGAUCAGUGCGAUACAUAAAAGAUCAGCGCCAAACACCCGCGACCAAGUUGGACAGCUCGUCUCGAGGGGUCGAGGACAGUCGUCUACGGACGCCGCCCGCCGUCCUCACCGGCCAAUCUUCUCCUCAUUUCACGGUUUCUGGUCUUGCUGCUGGCCAGGAAUAUGUUCUUCAGGUAUUCGCGAGCAACGCUCGAGGAGAUUCGUCGCCGCUGAUCGUGAACUAUAUGACGCCAAUCGAUGUAGCGGAAGGCCGCCUCAGCUCAGACACAGCUUACGCCAGUGCUGGAAAUGGCGGUGGCAGCGCCAUGGUUAUUCUUGUGGUAGUCUUGGCUAUUUUGGUUGUAUUUGGUGGUAUCGUGACAGCCGCAAUCGUCAUGCUCUUGCGACGUAAGAAAGAACACAUGUUGCGGGCACAAAAUGCAGACGAAGAUGAAGAAGAAAUCGAUGAUGACCAUCGAUUUAGAGCAACAUCUCUCGCAUCAGUUGCUGAGACUCACGCCCCUGAAAUUCAACCAGGCCAGACCGAAAUGAGGGACCAGUUUGCCAGCGGCAACAUCAGUGGCGGCUUUUGUGGCUCUAGCACGCCAACUUUUGAGCCUUCGGCGUCCCUGAACAGCUCCCUUAUUCCUACUAUAUCUAAUUCCAGCUCUGUGACCACAGCUCGGUUCAACAGAGGACCUACGCAGAGAGAACGAAUUGUGAGGUCUUUACCUCAGGAGCCUCCGGAUCCGGACAUCUUGCUCUAUCGACUGAAAUCUUCAGAUGUGUGACUGUGGUAAACUUCUAAUUGGGUUCACUCGGAAACUUCUACAGGAGAGAUCUUCUUCUGUGACUUCCUCGAAACAUAAAUGAAAAGAAACGAGAUUAGUUGAAAUGUUAGAUAAACUAAAUAAUUCCGGCCCUAUUCAAUAGGGUUCCUGCCCUAUUCUUGAUCGUAUUAAAAUGAUUCAGAAACACUUAUUAUUGUUGUUUUUAUAUUUCCACCACUUUAAUCACAAUACAUAAUAUGCUUCUUAUGCGCGAACAUUAGUUCAAUUCCUUUCAUAAACCUUUUUUAUUCGAGAAAAAUCCAACUCCGCAUUUGAAUCCGUUCGUUGAUCGCCGUUUCCCCUGUGAAUAAAUGUGAUGAUUCAAGUCGACGUUCAAAUUGUGACGUGAAUGAACUAAAUGUAAGUUCUUAUGUGCCCUAGAGCUUUUAAUAGGGUAAGGAAUAAAUUAUGAUGUAAGUCAA
Hyalella azteca is the source of this 2131-nucleotide messenger RNA. RefSeq lists its product as uncharacterized. Gene Ontology annotation, molecular function: protein binding. Bases 807 to 1670 code for a protein of 287 amino acids. Lineage: Eukaryota; Metazoa; Arthropoda; Malacostraca; Amphipoda; Hyalellidae. The record is from RefSeq and is a predicted model, not a curated record. The transcript has 5 exons.